Molecule: messenger RNA, 528 nt
Organism: Melampsora larici-populina 98AG31
Lineage: Eukaryota; Fungi; Basidiomycota; Pucciniomycetes; Pucciniales; Melampsoraceae
Exons: 1
Coding region: 1-528 (175 amino acids)
Source: RefSeq, a predicted model, not a curated record
AUGACUUCAUUCUCCAUGCAAUUCAUGAUCUGCCUAUGUCUCGUGGUACUCUUUGCCGCUGCCUCGGCUCCAGCCGCCGCGUCGCCGAUCGGUCUAGCUCCACGUGCCCCCAGUUCUCUUCUUAAACGUGCAGGAAGAGACGGUCCUGCGCAACGAAAAGACUAUUCACGGGCUCCGUCUUGGAAGCGCUCACCAAUGCACGCGCCUUCUUCUGAACCUCUCAAGUUCGUACGCGCCCCGAGCUACAAGAAGAAACGAGCUACUGUCAUUACGGAUUCUGGAAUUAUGGUCCGAUCCGUUAAGUCCCUUAACGCCAAGCGGGCGGUUGGUGGUGUACCUGAUUCCGGUCCAAUGGCCGCAGAUAGUUCACAUCAAUCACAUGUUCUUGAAAGACGGGCUGUGGGUGGUGUCGACAUAUCAGGAGCCACAUCUGCGGUUCAAAGUGAACGCCGCUUAGUCAGUCGAGGAAUGCAGCGUACCAGUAACUUGAAACAUGGAGAAAAGAUGGGCGGACCUCGUGCUUGGUGA